UUCCAGGUGCAAGAGAUCUUCGGUCCCUACCACAGAGUGUAUUUUUGAGCUUCCUCACUUUACUGUCCAGGCAACAAGGGCCCAGACGCUUUUGCUCCAAGCGAUCUGUCAGAGCUGGACCCACAGCAUGGUCAAUGGAUCCCCGGUGACCCUCAGCGAAAGCCUGCUCCGUGAGGUGUACAGAGGCCCAGGUGUGAAGUCUCCGGGCCCGUCACCGACUCUCGAGGGCUCGGUCCAAAACCUGGAGCUGAAGUUCUGCAGCCGUGCGACGGUGAAAUGCGCCUCGGGAACCGUGGGAGCUGUAAAAGUGUGCGCCAGGACCCCAGGUUCAGGAGAGGGGGUUAAGGAAAAGCUGGUUCCUCUGGUUCAGGGCCCGUCUGACACCAAAGAACUCCAUAUGAGCCGCUGGCUGAAUGAGAUCCGCAAGCCUGAAUCUUUGUUGGCUCCUGACCUUCUGGUGUUUUCUGUCCAAGUCCCACAGCAAGGAGGCGAUUGCAGGAACUCAGGUGCAGUCCUGCUGGUCAGUGUCCAGGGCAUAUCUGUAAAUGUGGACCCAGUUUUCUGCACAUGGCUGUUGUACCAACCUCACAGAGGGAGCAGCAUGCAGCAGGCUCCAGGUUUAGUUCCUUUGGCCAAGAGGAGAGAGGAUGAGGUGACGUUGGGGAGUGUGUCCCCCCCCGAACUACCCCCCAACCAGGCCUCUGACUACGCCAGCAGCCCUGUCAAAACUAAAACAGUGACAGGACAGGUGAAAGACAAAUAUGGCUACUGA
Molecule: messenger RNA, 772 nt
Organism: Notothenia coriiceps (black rockcod)
Lineage: Eukaryota; Metazoa; Chordata; Actinopteri; Perciformes; Nototheniidae
Product: vacuolar protein sorting-associated protein 13B-like
Exons: 6
Coding region: 128-772 (214 amino acids)
Source: RefSeq, a predicted model, not a curated record